UUAAACCUCGAACCGGACGGUCCGGAAACGGGAGCUGACCGGUUUAAUUUUGAAUUGGGGUUCCUUGGAAAAACAAAGGAUAGAAACCGUCCACCCACUCCACGCCACCGUACACGGCCUCUCUCUUCCUCUUCCCCACCGUCCAGCCACCCUUUCCCCUUGCCACUUAUUCGCCCACUAUUCAGCCUUUGGGGUCACCGGAUCUCUCCCCAGAAAACUCGAUUUGCUUAUUAUAAUCUUCACUGCAUUUACGAAAACUUCUUGUUCAACAAAAGAACAAUCUUUACCAUGUCUUAUGGAGGCCCAGCCGUAGGUUCAACUGCUGCGAGUGGCCCGGCAACAAUAAGACAAGUGAAGCUUGAAAAGGAAUGCGAAUUCAGAGUUGAAGUCAGUCCUGAUGCGCCACUCCGCCUCCGUCUCCUCAUCGGCUCUGCCGAGAUAUACGGAACCGAAAUACCGCCAGAGAUAUGGCUAACUUUUCCUCCCAGGCUUAAAUUCGCUGUUUUUACAUGGUACGGUGCCACAAUUGAAGUGGAUGGUACAACUGAAACUGAUUAUACAGCAGAUGAGACACCCAUGAUCAGUUAUGUGAAUGUUCAUGCUGUACUGGAUGCUCGAAGAAACCGUGCCAAAGCUUCACCCGGCGAUUCAGAUGCUUCUCAGGGUCCUCGGGUUAUUGUUGUGGGACCUACGGAUUCUGGAAAGAGUACUUUGGCGAGGAUGCUUCUUAGUUGGGCAGCUAAACAGGGAUGGAAACCUACUUUUGUAGAUUUAGACAUUGGUCAAGGAUCUAUAACAAUUCCUGGUUGCAUUGCUGCAACUCCGAUUGAACUGCCCAUUGAUCCAGUGGAAGGAAUACCUCUUGAUAUGCCUCUAGUUUACUUCCAUGGGCACACGACUCCUAGUGUUAAUGUUGAUCUAUACAAGGUACUUGUGAAGGAGCUUGCUCAAAUUUUGGAGAGACAGUUUGCCGGAAAUGCCGAAUCUCGAGCUGCAGGCAUGGUUAUAAAUACCAUGGGAUGGAUAGAAAGCACUGGUUACGAGUUGCUGCUCCAUGCAAUUGAUACAUUUAAUGCAACUGUCGUUCUUGUUCUGGGCCAGGAAAAGCUUUGCAGCAUGCUAAAAGAUGUUUUGAAAAACAAGCCUAAUGUGGAUGUAGUGAAACUUCAAAAGUCUGGUGGUGUUGUGUCGAGAAAUGCAAAAUUCCGUCAGAAGGCCAGGUCCCAUAGAAUACGGGAAUAUUUUUAUGGCCUUUCGAAUGAUCUCUCUCCACAUUCUAAUGUUGCAAAUUUCAGUGACUUAUGCAUUUACCGAAUAGGCGGAGGACCACAAGCCCCACGUUCAGCUCUGCCAAUUGGUGCAGAGCCGGCUGCAGACCCUACAAGAUUGAUCCCUGUUAAUAUUAACCGAGACUUGCUCCAUUCAGUCCUAGCUGUCUCAUUUGCCAAAGAACCAGAUGAAAUUAUUUCAAGUAAUGUUGCCGGGUUCAUCUGGAUCACUGACAUUGACUUUGAAAGCAAGAAAAUCACAUACCUUGCACCAUCUGCUGGAAGCCUUCCCGGGAAAUACCUGAUUCAGGGAAGCCUGAUAUGGUAUGAACCUUGAUGUACAUUGAAGCCAUUUGCAAGCUCUUUUAGUUCUUAUAAUGCAUGUGUAUACUGGAGCACAUUGCUUAUCGUGUAAUCCUGUUGGCCGUUGUUUAGACAAAUUAGGUCUCUUUUAAAGUUUCUGGAAAUAUUAUUGAAGCGGUAGUUUUUGCAAUUAUGUUAUCUGUACAAAUUUUUGCCUGUCAUUUGUACGAAAAUAUUUGAUCUUUGGUGUUUUUGGUUGUGGUAAAAUCUUAAUCUUUCGUCC
Molecule: messenger RNA, 1854 nt
Organism: Olea europaea var. sylvestris
Lineage: Eukaryota; Viridiplantae; Streptophyta; Magnoliopsida; Lamiales; Oleaceae
Product: protein CLP1 homolog
Exons: 10
Coding region: 289-1605 (438 amino acids)
Biological process (GO): tRNA splicing, via endonucleolytic cleavage and ligation
Cellular component (GO): mRNA cleavage factor complex; nucleus
Molecular function (GO): polynucleotide 5'-hydroxyl-kinase activity
Source: RefSeq, a predicted model, not a curated record